Acanthopagrus latus (yellowfin seabream) is the source of this 2595-nucleotide messenger RNA. It is a transcript of the gene rnf220b, whose product is annotated as ring finger protein 220b. Gene Ontology annotation, biological process: protein ubiquitination. The record is from RefSeq and is a predicted model, not a curated record. Gene Ontology annotation, molecular function: metal ion binding; ubiquitin protein ligase activity. The coding region runs from base 398 to 2095 and encodes 565 amino acids. The transcript has 16 exons. Lineage: Eukaryota; Metazoa; Chordata; Actinopteri; Spariformes; Sparidae.
AGGGUGAGGAGGAGGAGGGGGGGUUGUCACAGGGAGCGCAGGAAGGAGAGACCAACAGAGACCGACCCGCAGCCAGUCCACUCACUGAUGCCCUGAUCCUUCCUCAGCCGCGCCGCGACUCCACCUCUCCGCACUGAACUCCUCUCAGCGCUAACUCGCUGCUCAACAAACUCGCAACAUCUGGAGGAGGACCGGAGCUGCCGCCGCUGCCCGCAGCUGCACGUUUCCCCCCCACCCCUCGCUUCUCUCUCUCUCUGCUGCCAGGAGAAAGUGUUCGCGUUCCCCUGAAAAAAAAAAAAUAUAUAUUAGAAGUUGGAGGAGAGGGAGAGUGAGAGGAGUUGCCUGACAGAGAAACAACUCUUCGCUUCGAGGACGAGCACCACCAACACGGAGGUGAAUGGACCUCCACCGCCCCUUCAAGAUGGACAGCCCCUCCUACCUGCCAGCUCCACUGGCCUCCCCCGCCCUGAUGGUACUCGCCUCCACUGCCGAGGCCGGCCGAGACGCCUCCGUCCCCUGCCAGGCUCCCAGGCCCUUCGGCGUCCCCACCUCGGUGGAGAAAGAACUCCACCUCCCCUUCCCCUCAGCCUCUUACACCUUCACCUCCAUGUAUCAGCGGCAGGGCCCCAUGUCUGGCACCUUCCCCUCCCGAGACUUCCCGGCCUCCCUGCUCCACCUGCACCCCCAGUUCACCCCGCCGAACCUGGACUGCUCAACCCUGAGCAUGCUCAACCACAGCGGGGUGGGCGCCUUCCGACCUUUCUCCUCCCCGCAGGAGGAGAGGGAGUCGGGGGUUUACCAUUCAGCUUUCACCCCUGCCAAGAGGCUGAAAAGCUGCUUCCCGGAGGUGGAGGGGAAGGAGUUUGACUUCGGCUCCCCGGGGGGCUCCCUCAAAGCCGGGGAGGACUCUGGGAGGAAGCUGUUCUCCAUGUCGGGCCUCCUGUCUGAUGGAGAGGCUUCAUCGAGCCCGGAGGAGCGCAAAGAGCACAGCAAAGUGAAGGGUCUGUAUGACGCCCAGGCCCCCAUGUGUCCCGUCUGCCAGGCUAUUCUACGACCUGGAGAGCUGCAGGACCACAUGGAGCAGGAGAUGUCCAAACUCGCCCAGCUACAGAUCAGUGCCACUCCAGCACAGCACGACCGCCUCAUCAGGACGCCGAAGUCUCUCUCUCUCCAUCUUCACAUCAAGCGUGAAGGGGGUUCUCCCACCUCGCCCCCUCGACCUUCAGAGGAGGCCCACUCCGACCGGUACCAGACGUUCCUGCGCGUGCGGGCCAACAGACACACCAGACUGAACGUCGAUGACCUCUGCUGGUGCAGGUGCUACGUCAAAUCUGCCCCAUUACGCCCUCACAGCGCAGGAGCCCACCUAGACUGCACACAAGCUGUCAGGAUCGGGAAGCUGAAGAGGAGGAAACCAGAAGACGGACAGGAGGGUUCAUCAGACCUGGUGCCGUUGGAGGACGAGUGGAAUGAGAGGAGAAGGAUACAGAUGACGUCUUUGGUCGGAGGGUUUAAAGGUGCUGUCCUGGUGAGCACCACCUCUAAGGAGUGUCGAGACAGCGAUGUGGACCUGGACGUGGAUGGAGAUGAUACUCUGGAGUACGGACGAGCGCAAUACACGGAGACAGAUGUGAUCCCCUGUUCUGGAGAAAGAUCCAAGGAGACAACAGUGAACAGCAGCAGCAGCAGCAGCAGCAGCAGCACGUUGCCCGACUCCAGAGUGAAUCUAGAGUUUUCCAAAUGGUCAAACGCUGGGAGUCCGUCUACCAGCAGCGGAGAGAAAGUGGACGGCAGCACAGCGGGUCUCCCCAAAACCUGCAAAAACACUGAGAUAGAGACGCUCUCAGAGGACUCCACGCUGACAACUCUGGAUGCACUUAAAGCUCGGAUACGGGAUUUGGAGAAACAGUUGUCUAAAGGAGACAGAUUUAAAUGCCUCAUCUGCAUGGACACGUACACAACCCCUCUCACCUCCAUCCAGUGCUGGCAUGUUCACUGUGAGGAGUGUUGGCUUCGAACGCUGGGAGCAAAGAAGUUGUGUCCACAGUGUAACACCAUCACCUCACCUGGAGACCUGAGGCGGGUCUUCCUGUGAUGCAGCCGCUCCCAAAACCAAGGAGGAGGGGCUUCCUUUGUUUAAACCAAUCAGGGGUGGACUUGUGGGCAGCUGGCCUGUCAUAGACUCCCACCCUCCUCCUCCUCCUCUUCCUCCUGGUCCUCCUCACACUCUCCUGGUCCAACCUGUUCGUACUCCUAACAUCCACUAACCCCUGAAGAACAGCAAGUGUGACCUUUGACCUUCCCCCUACAGCCCCGUACGAUAUCCGCCUUCCUGCUGCAACACCGACCAGAUCAACAAGACACAUCUAAAAACCAACUGACAGCUCAGGCACUGAAAAACAAAUGGGGAGAAAAAAAAAGAAAUAGCUUUGGGACAAUAUUUAACGAUUUUGUAAUCCUUUUUUUGUGUUUUAUGAGGGAAAAAAAUUAAUCACAUGCAAAGCACAUGUACAUAGUUUUGUGUAUGUUUGGAUUGAUGUGUAGCAGAACAACCCGACUGUAUUUACUGUACAGUAAAGUUUGUCUUUGCUUAGA